AGUAUUUAUUAACGAUUGGUCUUCGUCAUAUCAAGUUAAAUUGACAGACGAUAAACCAGUUGGAGAACAUCUUGGAUAGCAUCUAUUAUUAAUGACAUGGAUUUAAAGGAGUUACAAGUAUGAUUCAUGUUCAUAUAAUUACAGAAGCAGAAUAAAUCUUGUAUUAACUUGUACAUUACGCUGGAUUACUGUCACAAAGUAACUUAAAGCACUUGAGCAAUUUUUGAUAGUCCAUCAAUCGCAAUCAUUCUAAAAUAAAUUUCAUGUUUUAAGUUAACCAUUUAAUAGUUCAACAUUACUAAAAUACUCAAUAUAAUUGCUGUAUGCAAGCAACUCGAUGGUAGAUAAGAAUUUAUUUCCUAUAUGUCUUCAUCAAUCAACUUCUAAAUUAUAUAAUUUUAAUGUUUUUUUUCAUUUUCCACAUUAAAAGUGAAACAAUCGCGCUAUCAGUUGCUUAUGUAUUAAAUUUAUUUCUACACAACAUUUAUUUCCACGUAUUUUUUCUUUACUGUGUCUUUAUCGUUAAACAAAAGAAUUAUAUUAUCGGUAGUAAUAACAAACGUGUCAAGAAAAUAUUCAAUAAUGGACAGUGUAUCGCAAAUAAUUUCUAAUCGUCGGAAUCGCUUCACUUUAUGGCCUCAAUGGUUAGCUGCUUUGGAAUUAUUUCUGAUGUCAUCGGUGGUAGGAUUACAAGGAGGUUGGACAUCACCAUUCUUAUCAAAACUGGAUGCAACGAUAAACCCAAAUUCAGAACUUCCAAUCACUAAAUCAGAGGCCUCGUGGAUAGCAUCGCUUACAAGUUUCGCGCAAACAUUUGGUGCCAUGUUCGGUGUAAUACUUGUUUACACGAUCGGUAGUAAACAGUCAACCCUAAUAACUGGAAUUCCGAUGGCUUUGAGCUGGGCAUGCUUCUUAAUCAUUAAAUCAGUACCAUUGAUCUACGUAUCACGAAUUCUCAGCGGACUUAGUUUGGGACUUUAUCAGAGCGCAUUUGUGUUAUAUAUCGGAGAAAUUUCACAUCCUAAGAUUCGAGGUGCUCUAGUAGCUCUGUCCAUAAAUGGAUACUCGAUAGGCUAUUUUUGUGGAAACUUGAUGGGAAAAUAUUUGGACAUGUGGCUUUUUGCUACUGUCAGUCUGGUCCCAACUUUAUUAUUUUUGGGUUCAUUUAGCAUGAUGCCUCACACUCCAUCGUUUCUUGUGCUUAAUAGUAAGAUGGACGAGGCUGCAAAAUCAAUUAGAUUCUAUGAUCGUAAUGCUGAUGUUACCAAAGAACUUGAUGCUCUUUCACAUUUCAUGCGAGCAAACCGAACGACAACACUAGUGUCUAAGUUAUGGGCCAUCAAUUCGCCGACAAAUCGCAAAAUAUUGUUUAAAGUAAAUGUUGUUAUUCCACUCAUUAAAUUCAGCGGGAUCUACACGAUUCCUGCGUACAUGGAAAUCAUUUUAAAAAACGUCAAAAUACAAACAAUAAAUCCAACUGAUUUGGUAAUCAUAGUGAGCUUCAUAAGUUCAUGUUUCAGUUUGCUCGCAACGUACACCAGCGAUGAAUUUGGCAGAACUAACAUGCUACUCUUUUCUUCAAUCAGCAUAGCCUUUUCAACGUUUCUAUUGGGACUGAAUUAUCAGUUAUUGGAUUUAGGUAUAGAUAACAAAAAUUUACAAUGGUUGUCAAUACUCGCGAUUGUCAUUUUUCAACUUUUCACUGCCAUCGGUAUCCAACCAAUACUUGCUACGAUAUUGAGUGAGAUGUUUGCACCCAAUAUAAAAAUCGUAGGAGUUUCAUUCAUCAAUGCUCUGAAUGGAUUAUUUGCAUUUGCUUCUACCAAGAGUUACCAACCAAUGAUCGAAAAUUUUACCGAAAAAUAUGUUUUUUGGAUAUAUUCAUUACUGUUUAUCGCAAUUGCAGUUUACAUAAGAUUGUUUAUCCCAGAAACGAAGGGUAAAUCUCUCAUAGAAAUACAAGAGAUGUUACUUGAUAAGAAAAAAACUGAACUGAAUGCCGAAAGUGAUUCGUAAAAGUGUAACUGCGUAAAAUUAUUUGAGAAAAAAUUCAUAAAAAAUAUUCAUUCAUCGAAAUUAAUUUU
Molecule: messenger RNA, 2084 nt
Organism: Cotesia glomerata
Lineage: Eukaryota; Metazoa; Arthropoda; Insecta; Hymenoptera; Braconidae
Product: facilitated trehalose transporter Tret1-like
Exons: 2
Coding region: 583-2016 (477 amino acids)
Biological process (GO): transmembrane transport
Cellular component (GO): membrane
Molecular function (GO): transmembrane transporter activity
Source: RefSeq, a predicted model, not a curated record